This is a messenger RNA of Dentiscutata erythropus, 355 nucleotides long. The record is from the annotation of a GenBank genome assembly. Lineage: Eukaryota; Fungi; Glomeromycota; Glomeromycetes; Diversisporales; Gigasporaceae.
AUGCCGCCCUUUCAAACUCUAGACCAUCAUACUGACGAGGCAUUAGAAAAUGAGACUGAGGAGACACUCAAUGAAAAAACAUGGGCGGAUUUAAUUGCUUUGUGCCAAGAUCGACAAUUGGAUGCGGAAGGCGAUAAACUGACGCUUAUACAACGACUCUUGGAUUGGAAAGUGAAUACACGCCCAGUUCCUGCACCUUCAACUCCGCGUCUUUUUUCAGCAGACGGGUCAGGUACUCCAUGGAAAGAGAAAUUAAAUACAGCAUUAUUGUCAUCAUUACUACUUGAAGAAGAUGAUAUAUCAAGAGAAAUUCCUUAUAAUGAGUUAGAAAUAGGGAAAAAGUUGGGAUCAGGUG